AUGGCUCGGGAGGAGCUGGUGCGCGGGUUGCCGGCGGUUGGUCCGGUGGACCAGCUGUGCGAGGCGUGUCUCGCUGGCAAGCAAAAGCGGUCGCCGUUCCCCCAGCAGGGAGAGUACCGGGCGCGGCGUGUUCUGGAGCUGGUGCACAGCGAACUCUGUGGUCCGAUUGCGCCGGAAACGCCAAACGGCAGCAAGUAUUUCCUGCUGCUCGUGGAUGAUCGAAGCCGGUACAUGUGGGUGGCCAUGCUGCCUUCAAAGGACCGUGCUGCGGUGGCCAUCAAGGAGAUCAAGGCUCGCGCAGAAGGCGAGUCAGGACUGAAGUUGGGAGCGUUCCGUACUGAUCGGGGCGGCGAAUUCACCUCACAUGAGUUCGCGGAGUACUGCGCGGGAGAAGGUAUUCAUCGUGAACACACGGCGCCAUACAGCCCGCAGCAGAAUGGCAUCGUCGAGUGCAGGAACGGCACGGUGGUAGCAACCGCGAGGAGCAUGCUCAAGGCAAAGGGGCUGCCGGGCUGGUUUUGGGGUGAGGCAGUGGCAACUGCUGUAUACAUCCUGAACCGGUGUCCCACGAAGAGCGUGGACGGCAUGACGCCUUUCGAGGUAUGGCACGGGAAGAAGCCGGCGGUGCACCAUCUGAAGGUGUUCGGAUGCAUCGCCUACGUCCUGAACAUGACACCGCAUCUCAAGAAGCUGGAGGACCGCGGCCGCAAGAUGAUCUUCAUCGGCUACGAGUACGGAUCAAAGGCCUACCGAGCCUACGAUCCCACCGCAAGGCGUGUCCAUGUGACACGAGACGUGGUGUUCGACGAGAAUGCCCAGUGGGACUGGGGCAGUGGCGCGGAGCAAGGGGAUGUGGGCAGCCACGACGAUAUGUUCACAUUGGAGUAUGCCGUCGGGAACCAGGUACCUCCAGAGCUCGAUGGCGCCAUCGAGGUACUUGAUGAUGAUGCGCCGGGACCGGAGCCGAUGUCGCCACCGUCUGUGCACUACAGUGGGGGAGCAGCGUCGAUUGAAGAUGGAGGAGAGGAGGUGGAGUUCACCUCUCCACCGAGUGUCCACAUUGACCACCUGGAUGCUAAUCACGAUGAUGCGCCACUCCGGUUCCGCAAGAUCGACAACAUCGUUGGGCUGGCCUCGCCACGUGGUCUCGCGUCGCGGGUGUUAAUUGCAAAGGAGCUGCACGCUGUAAGUUCUGAUGAGCCGGUCUCUUUUGUUGAAGCAGAGGGCCACCCGAGCUGGAGGAAGGCAAUGGAGGAGGAGAUGGCGUCGAUCGAGGAAAACCGCACCUGGUCCCUGGUAGACCUCCCACAUGGUCGCCGGGCGAUCGGGUUGAAGUGGGUGUACAAGGUGAAGCGGGAUGAAAACGGAGCCGUGGCGAAGUACAAGGCGCGCCUGGUGGUAAAGGGCUAUGCGCAACGCCAAGGGAUCGACUACGACGAGGUGUUCGCACCUGUGGCGCAGCUGGACACAGUGCGCCUUCUCAUUGCUCUCGCGGCGCACGAGGGGUGGGAGGUGCACCACAUGGAUGUCAAGUUGGCGUUCUUGAAUGGCGAUCUCAAGGAAGAGGUGUACGUGGAGCAGCCGGCCGGUUUCAUCAGCACGGGCAACGAGCACAAGGUACUUAAGCUGAAGAAGGCACUCUACGGCUUACAUCAGGCGCCUAGGGCCUGGAACGCGAAGUUGGACGAAACGUUGCUGUCGUUCAGAUUCAGGAGGAGUCCCUCGGAACAUGCCAUCUACACCAAGUGGAAUGGGGAGGCGCAGCUAGUGGUCGGGGUGUACGUCGAUGACCUGGUGAUCAUCGGCGCCAGCUGCGACGACAUCAAGUAUUUCAAAAAAGAGAUGGCUGACGUAUUCAAGAUGAGCGACCUCGGCCUGCUUCGCUACUAUCUUGGCAUUGAAGUCAGGCAGAGUGCGAGGGGCACCUUGAUCAGCCAAGGAGCCUAUGCCGCCAAGAUUCUAGAGAGGAGCGGGAUGGCAGGGUGCAAUCCUUGUCAAGUACUAAUGGCAACACGUCUGAAACUGAGCAAGAUGAGCACGGAGCCGCUGGUGGAUGCGACAGUAUAGAGAAGCAUCGUGGGGAGUCUCAGGUACUUAGUCAAUACUCGUCCAGAUUUGGCAUUUGCGGUUGGCUAUGUGAGUCGUUUUCUAGAGGAGCCACGAAAGGAUCACUUGGCUGCUGUGAAGCAAAUUCUCCGCUAUGUGGCGGGAACCAAGAGUUGGGGUCUCAGGUAUGAAAGGAAAAAGGAGAAGCAAGUCCAGCUGACAGGGUUCAGCGAUAGUGACUUCGCUGGUGAUGUUGAUGCUCGGAAGAGCACGACUGGAGUUAUUUUCUUCUUGGCCAACAGCCCAAUUACUUGGCAGUCAAUGAAACAGAAGGUGGUGGCUCAGUCUAGCUGCGAGGCAGAGUAUAUUGCGGCCGCCAAUGCUGCCUGUCAGGGUGUGUGGCUCGCUCGGGUGUUAGCAGAGGUGCAUGGCUCAGCACCAAGCGUGCCGAUGCUGAAGGUGGACAACAAGUCUGCCAUAGCGUUGAUCAAGAACUCAGUUCUCCAUGGACAUAGCAAACACAUUGAAGUGAAGUAUCAUCUUGUCCGAGAAUCCGCAGAAAAGGGUCAGAUCAACGUAGAGUUCAUCAGGAGUGAAGAACAGUUAGGAGACGUUCUGACGAAGCCACUCGGAAAAGUCAAGUUCCAUGAGUUUCGCGCCAAGAUUGGGCUCGUUGAUGUUCGUGGUAAGUAUAGCAAGGCUCAGGAGGAGAUUGUCGUGAACGGGGAGCCUUGCAUGUCUUCCACGUCGUUUCGCGUAACGGCAUAA
Molecule: messenger RNA, 2814 nt
Organism: Spirodela intermedia
Lineage: Eukaryota; Viridiplantae; Streptophyta; Magnoliopsida; Alismatales; Araceae
Source: the annotation of a GenBank genome assembly